AUGCUAGGAACACAGCUUUGUUCCCUUGUUAUUCUUCUCUCUUUCGCAAACGCUUUCUCUCUUUGGGAGGCUUUAGGAUUCGGCCUUCAUGACAACAGUCUUGGUCAAUCCCAUUUUUUUGACGGACCAAAAAAUCUGGUCCAACAUCUUCGGAAUCGUCCAAUUCGGACAGGAAACGAUUUCACGGUUUUCCAAUCGGACAUCGAUCAGGGCUACACCAUGAGAAUCAAGGAGGUGGACCCUUUUAAACUGGGAAUAGACACUGUUAAACAAUAUUCUGGUUAUCUCGAUUACGAAGAUUCCAAACACUUUUUUCACUGGACUUUUGAGUCCAGAAACGACCCUGAAAACGACCCUGUUAUUUUAUGGCUGAAUGGUGGUCCCGGCUGUUCCUCAUUCACAGGUCUGUUUUUCGAACUGGGUCCCUCUUCCAUAGGUCCAGAUCUCAAGCCCAUCUACAAUCCUUAUUCUUGGAAUAACAAUGCUACUGUUAUUUUCUUGGACCAACCCAUUGGCGUCGGCUUUUCGUGGGGAGAUGACAGAAUCUCGUCUACCAACGCAGCAGGCAAAGACGUUUACAUCUUUUUGGAACUGUUUUUCCAAAAAUUCCCUCAUUUGAGAAGCAACGAUUUCCACAUUGCAGGUGAGUCCUAUGCGGGCCACUACAUUCCAGAGAUUGCUCAUCAAAUCGCGGUCGUUCAUGAGCACGAUAAGACUUUCAAUUUGACCUCGAUCAUGAUUGGAAACGGAAUCACGGAUUCUCUGGUGCAAUACAAUUAUUAUGAACCAAUGGCCUGUGGAAAGGGCGGAUACAGGUCUGUGAUCUCAGAAGAAGAAUGCUCAAAAAUGAGACUUGACAUGCCUCGGUGCGCAGUCCUAAAUCAGGCCUGUUACUCUAGCGGCUCGACUUUUGCUUGUAUUGCGGCAGCAACAUACUGUGAAAACAUGGCGAUGAACGCGUACUCCAAAACGGGACUAAACGUGUAUGACAUUCGCAGUGAGUGUGAGGAUGAGAAAAGUGGGCUGUGUUACAAAGAUAUGGCUUACAUCGAAGAUUAUUUGAAUCAACCAGCUGUUCAAGCCGCAGUGGGAUCAGACGUCUCGAAGUUCACGGGAUGCAAUGAUCAGGUUUUCCUUGCAUUCACAUUGACUGGAGACAAUAGCCGUCCUUUCCAACAGUACGUGUCGGAACUUGUCAACAGAGACAUUCCUGUCCUAAUUUACGCGGGUGACAAAGAUUUCAUUUGCAACUGGCUCGGAAACAAGGCCUGGAUUGAAACCUUGGAAUGGAAGCACAAAAACGAUUUCUCAUCUUUGCCUCUAGAACCAUGGGUCUCUACUGAAAGUGGAGAAAGCAUGGGAGAAGUGAAAAGCUUUGGUUCCCUUACCUUUUUGCGUAUUUUUGAUGCUGGCCACAUGGUGCCAUAUGAUCAGCCCGAGAGCAGCUUGGAAAUGGUUAAUAGAUGGACUGCAGGUGAGUAUAAACUCGGCUACAAGAAGUAA
This is a messenger RNA of Lachancea meyersii CBS 8951, 1503 nucleotides long. NCBI's taxonomy places the organism in Eukaryota, Fungi, Ascomycota, Saccharomycetes, Saccharomycetales, Saccharomycetaceae. The record is from the annotation of a GenBank genome assembly.